Messenger RNA from Brachypodium distachyon (stiff brome), 1145 nucleotides. Its product is annotated as probable WRKY transcription factor 38. The record is from RefSeq and is a predicted model, not a curated record. Gene Ontology annotation, biological process: regulation of DNA-templated transcription. Lineage: Eukaryota; Viridiplantae; Streptophyta; Magnoliopsida; Poales; Poaceae. Gene Ontology annotation, molecular function: DNA-binding transcription factor activity; sequence-specific DNA binding. The coding region runs from base 119 to 979 and encodes 286 amino acids. The transcript has 3 exons.
GACAUAGGUGGCUACCCCAUCUCCUUCUCCAUUUCCCACAUACCCGCUGCCGCUUCUCGCCAAGCCCCGACUUGUUAUUAUCUCAUCGACUCAUCGUCUCAGUGCAAAUUAAGAUCCAAUGGCGUCGCCCCGCCCCAAGAGGGAGUCCAUUGACUUCGAGGAUCCCCGCGCGCAGGAGGCCAUGGGAUCUGCCUCCGCAUCCUAUAGCCCUCCUGGAGCCAUCUUUGGCCUCUCCCCGCCGGACUCCUCACCGCGCGACAACCGGAAGAGAAGGAAGGACAGACCUUCAUGGGUCAAACAUACGUUCACACCUCAUUUUGACGGUCACUUGUGGAGGAAGUACGGCCAGAAAAACAUCAAGGACUCUGCCUUCCCCAGGCUAUACUACAGAUGCUCGUACCGCGAGGACAAGCGAUGCCUGGCCUCGAAGCUGGUGCAGCAGGAGAACUGCGACGACCCACCGCUGUUCAAGGUCACCUACACGUACGAGCACUCGUGCAACACCGCGCCCGUCCCGACCCCUGACGUCGUCGCCCAGCUGCCGCCGCCUCCCGCUUCCGGUGAUUCUUCCCUCUUCGUCAGGUUCGACUCCACCGGCGCCGCCCACAGCCACAGCCACGGAGACACGCACCGGGCGAUGAUGAUGGAGCAGGAACGUCAACGGCACUACCAGAGUCUCCCGGCCCCCGCGUGGCCGUCCAUGAUGCUGAGCUUCGAUUCGAGUAGCAGUCCCAGCCAUCAUCACGAGCAUCAUCCUGCCUUCCUUUCGGCCGAGUUGCCGCCGGCAGCAUCGUCGUCCACGUCGUCGUCGUUAUUCUCGACCGAGGCGGGGUUGCCGGCGCCGUCGACGACGACGACGGAUGGGGGCGACAGGUUCUCGACGUGGGACUCGUUGAGAUACGGGCUGAAUGACCAUGUGCAGUUCGGCGACCAUGUGUAUCUCCCUGACAGUGGCAAUGCUGGCGAUGAUCACUAUUGACAGUUAAUGUGUGUGCAGCAUUAAUGAUGAGCGACCGUAUAAGACACUGCCGAUUAUUUGACCUGAAGUUAAGUACGUGGUUAAUACAUAUUCUUUGUGCGAGAAGUACGUACAGAUCGAUGUUUACUUGCUCAUUAAUUUGAGCAGAGGAAGAUGUUUUGUGUAA